Molecule: messenger RNA, 1722 nt
Organism: Candida dubliniensis CD36
Lineage: Eukaryota; Fungi; Ascomycota; Pichiomycetes; Serinales; Debaryomycetaceae
Exons: 1
Coding region: 1-1722 (573 amino acids)
Biological process (GO): transmembrane transport
Cellular component (GO): membrane
Molecular function (GO): transmembrane transporter activity
Source: RefSeq, a predicted model, not a curated record
AUGGGACAUAUUAACAAAUCAACAGAGACCAUGUCAAACACGAGAGGUUUAGAUACUGAAAUGGCUGAUCAUCAUAAAACCAAACAGAGCUGCCAACAUGCAAUCGACGAGAAGAACUCCAAGGAGAACAUCGAGAUCACCAUUUCCUCAGCUAACGAAUUAUCGUCCCUUGAAAGCGACCAAUUAGCCAAAAACCCAUUUUUAGAUCCCAAGGUUGCCGAAUAUUACGAUACAAUGUAUCGAACUUCAAACUAUGAAAGUUACUCCGCCUUUGAUCCCUAUUUUGAGUGGGACCCAAAAGAGGAAAAGAAACUCAUUGGUAAAUUGAAUUACCGUGUUGCUUUGACAGCCUGCUUUAUGUUUAUUGCCCUUCAAGUCGAUAGAGGCAACUUGAGUAACGCAACAAGUGACAACUUUUUAGAUGAUUUGGGGUUGACAACAAAUGAUUACAACGCAGGCAACACCAUCUUUAGAGUUGCAUUCUUGUUGGCAGAGAUCCCUUCCCAAUUAAUUUCAAAGGCUUUAGGACCAGAUAUUUUCAUUCCAAUUCAGAUUUGCGCUUGGAGUAUUGUCGCCAUGUGCCAAGCUGCUUUGUCAGGCAAAACAUCAUUUUUUGUCACCAGGUUAUUGAUUGGUGCCAUAGAAGGUGGUUUCAUUGCAGAUUUGGUGUUAUGGUUGAGCUACUUCUUUACAGGGAAAGAGUUGCCAGUUAGAUUAUCUUGGUUUUGGACAACUUUGUCAUUGGUGGAUAUAUUUAACUCCUUAGCUGCCUUUGGAAUUUUAAGAAUGAGAGGGAUGGCCGGUAUGGCUGGUUGGAGAUGGCUAUUUUUGCUUGAAGGUGCCUUUACGUUACUAAUUGGUAUAUUUUCCUUCUACUUGAUGGUCCCCUCAGCAGUGCAAACUAAAAAUUGGAUGCAUCCUAAAGGUUGGUUCACUGACCGUGAAGUGAAAAUUGUUGUCAACAGAAUUUUGAGAGAUGAUCCCACAAAAGGAUCCAUGCAUAACAGACAAGGUUUGACAGUCAGACAAAUUAUCAAGAGCUUUCGUGACGUCGACAUCUUUCCCCUUAUGGCAAUAGGACUAAUCAAUUUUAUUGGAUCUUCUACGUUUGGGUCUUACUUCGCUCUAUUGAACCGUCAAAUGGGGUUUUCAACCUUCGACACGAACUUAUUAAUGAUCCCACCUAAGGUGUUGCAUAUAGGCUUUUUGCUAUUGAUUACCUGGCUUUCAGAAUUUAUCAACGAAAGAUCCGGUGUCUGUCUUAUUGCUCCACUCUACUCGGCCACAAUAAUGGCUGUGAUUAGAUGGUGGCCCGGGUCGGGCAAACAAGUGUGGCCCACAUAUGUCCUCAACACUUUGUAUUCCGGACAGCCAUAUAUUCAUGCCAUUCUAGUUGCGUGGGUUUCAAGAAAUUCCAAUGGAGUUAGAACAAGGUCUAUUAGUUCUGCUUUAUACAAUAUGUCGGUCCAGUUGAGUAGCAUCAUUGGUCAGAAUGUGUACCGGAAAGAUGAUUUGCCCUUAUAUAAAAGAGGAAAUAUGCAAUUGUUCUUUGUUGAAAUGGCCACAAUACCAAUAAUAAUGUUGACUAAAGGGUACUAUAUGUUUAAGAACCAACGAAGAGAAAAAUUAUGGAAUGCAAUGUCUGAGGAGGAAAAGGAUGACUAUCGCAAGAAUAGCAAAGUUGAAGGAGCCAGAAGGUUAGACUUUCGGUUUGCUCAUUAG